Lolium rigidum is the source of this 4805-nucleotide messenger RNA. RefSeq names its product transcription factor ILI6. NCBI's taxonomy places the organism in Eukaryota, Viridiplantae, Streptophyta, Magnoliopsida, Poales, Poaceae. The transcript has 5 exons. Gene Ontology annotation, biological process: regulation of growth; regulation of DNA-templated transcription. The record is from RefSeq and is a predicted model, not a curated record. Gene Ontology annotation, molecular function: protein dimerization activity. The coding region runs from base 4069 to 4605 and encodes 178 amino acids.
AUGCAAAUAUACAUUAUUCUAACAUAGUCUAGAAAAAUCUCAUUCCGUUUUACUCCAUAUUACCCACUUGCAAAACAGCAAAAGUUAGACCAUUGCCAUGGCUACCGUAUCCCUCUAAACAGUACCUGUGUACUUGAAAAAUCACCGGCUGUAACUGUUGCCCCUUUCUUGGAACCAACUGAAAUGCAUGGUUUAAUUGGUGAAAACGAGUACUGGAUAUAGAUUCUGUGGUAUCAGCACAGGUAAUCAAAGUAUAGCCAUAUCCUGGAAUGGUAGAAAGAGCUGGCCUUUCUGGACUUCAUUUUAUCUAUUCAGUUUUCCUCUAAAAAGACUGGUUGGAAAGAGCUGGUAUUUGUGUAUAUUUUUUUCCACCAAGAACAUCUUCUGCACACUUCAUUUUUUCUGUUCAAUCGUAGUUUGGGUACCUGACUUUGUGCUUAUGCUGUUGGAGAAACUAUGCAGAGUUUUACAUUGGUAAAUUCAGCAGAUAUUUUUCAGAAUGGGUUUGAAUGGAACAAUAUAUACAGAAUAAUCAUCUAGCACUAGGAGUUUAAGUGGCCAAUCAACUUGUACCUAUAAGGCUAUAACUGUCAUGGAAAAAUUAUUCCAUCCAUUAGGCAAUGCUGGUUCUCUUUUUAGCCUAACUAAGAUUGCCACUCCCUAGAUGAACCUAUAGUUUCCCUCUUGCAGUAAUUUGUUUAGAUGAAACAGAUACUCAUGGAGCCAUGGAUCAAAGUUGGCGAAUGGCUGUGGUGUUUGUGAUAUGCAUGAAAAUGUGGAUGUUGAAGCUUACGGCAUCAACAUGUGCACUCCCAAAUUUCCUUUUCUCAAACAUUAUUCCUCAAAGUGUCUUCCCACACACCAUAUUUAGCUCUGCUGGAUAACCUAUGCAACUGUCUUUCUUGUCCUGUAGUCAUUAAGCCAUUAUUAUUUUCCAACUCUGCAGUACAAAAAUUUAUCUGCAGUCACCUCGGUGAGUUCCUUUUUUGUGCCUUUUGGAGGAUCAUUCCAAUGCUACUCUAUUUUCAUUUUUGUCCAGUUGUGAAAGUUGUGAAUGGCUUCCUCCUGAAUUCCAAGUUCAGUGUGUAAAUUUGGCCAAUGGUACCUGAACUAAUAGAUGUGCACUGAUAGUAGCUUUAGCUUUAGAGAUUUGUUUUAAUUCCCUGUUUACCUACCAUCCAGCCUAGUAUAAUCUAGCUUUCAAUGAUGAGCAUGUUGGGGUUCUGCGUCAAGAUCUAGAUUCUUUUCCUUGUUAACACUGAAAUAGCUGUAUUGUAUUCUUUCGGUUGUUGGGCACUAAGAAGUAAGAACGCUGUCAGAACCUUAGUUUUAAUAUUCAUUGGCAAGUAGGUCUUAGAUUUUCUAGAAGUAGGUAUUCAUCUCACAAGAGUGUUGAAUCGUAGACAGCUGACCCUUCAGUAUGUCCAUAUCAGAUGAUUCCCUCUCUUGUGUCAGAGUAAUACCUGUCAUUUUUAGCUUUGAUUAAGAACACUGUCAGAAGCUUCUUGCAUUACAAAAUCAACCUUGUCAGGUUAUUGUUCCUUUUGCCAGUAUAUACGUCUAGACACAUUCCUGUGUAUUACUUACCUUCAUUCAGGAUAUCACCACAUUGUCACUCUGUUCUGGGAUUCACUUGUUUUUUGGCUGUUAAAGAUUCUAUUUGCUUGUUAUAUGGCAAAAAUAUAUGAUGAUAACGCACCGAGAUAAAUGUAAAGUUUCACUGACUAGUACGACUCCAUUGUGUUGUGUACUUGUGUGGAGGUCGGUGGUCAAAAGAUUAUUCAGCUGUUGCCCAGAUCCUGCCAAUGUUGAGGUAGGUACGACCAAUUUUCGUUGCCAAUACUUGCACCUUGCAUAUCCUUCUCACAACUGAACAGGACCUGCCUAUUGAGGAUCUUUUCAGUAUCAGGCCAUGAGCCUUCAUCAUUGUCCCUGCUCGAUCUGCUUUGCAAAUUUUACUUGGACCUCAUGAUUCACAUAUCUCUUUUCAAAGUUUACAUACAAACAGGGUGAUAAAGUAAAAUAAUCAAGGCAUGUGAGGGCCCUGUUAACAUAGGCUAAUACUAUAAGAUAAUGCAUGUGAUUCCUAGCAUCUAUUAGCAGGCAGGCCUACUUGUCCUAUUGUUUACAUAAGCAGUACUCUUGGUUCUCUUAAUUGGUUAAAUGUAGACUUAAACCUGAGAUUGAUCUCACUGGCGUGUGUGACCUUGGGUGGGGUGCUGGGGCCAAGGGGUUUCUGCAUAAAUAUAACCACGUCCACGUGACAACCUACCUGUACUGAUUGGAUCGAACUACAUGUGGCCCGUGAGACAUGCUGCCAUCAAGAUACGCUUAGAUCAUCACCGACUAGCUGGUUCUGAUUGGAGAUUUGAUAUUUAUAUUGUUUUCUCAUCGUACUUAAGAGCAACUUGGUGAUUUGCAGAGUAGCUUACUCUGCAAAUGGCAUUCUAUGCAAGUUUAAUGAUGGUAGUUAGUAGUUACGCUCAGAGCAUAACUUGGGCCAGUUAAGUAGUUAACUUCGUGGAAUGGUUAAUGGGAUAGUGUUAUAGGAAAGUAGUAGUACCUAACGAUCCAUCAUUAUUGUACUAGGCAGUGGAUCUUGCCAAUUGAAUAUUCAGAGACAAAGAGAACUUUUAGUGCAUGCGUAUGCGGUGAUUGGCUGGCUAAUCAGAUCGUUAUCAGGCUAAUAGGAUCUGUAUUAACCAACUCUUGCGCAUGUCCGAUGUCAUUAGUUUGUCAUAACACAUUAUCUACAAUUUAAAAAGUCUGCUAUGUUAUUAAGUUCCGCACCAGUUUACUAGAUCUCUUAAGCUCUUAAAUGAUGUGCAGUAUCAUGACUGGGUGGGCAAAUUAUGGCAUCAAUGCAUUGGAACGAUUACCUGCUUAUGAUCUAAAGAUGGAACUGAUUAAUUACAUUGAGCUGCCUGGAAACUAUGUAUUUGUUCUGUUAUGAUGUAUUACUAGUUGAUAGUUGAACUUUACUAGCUCGUGAAAGCCGAGAGUGUCUAGAGACUUGGAUCAAAAUGCAAGUACCCACAAUGCUUACAAGUUGAGCUUUUACUGUCAUGUUCACAUCGUAAUACUGUCUUGUAAGCUUCUAGACAGUACGAAGGGCUAAUCCAUGUUGUACUAGCUCAGGUGUCAGUGUGUCACUGAAGGAAUAAAGCUGGUUGUUCCACUAUAGUUGCUGUACUGGUUGGCUCAUUGCAUUGACUGGUCAAAUUUCACAAUGAUUCUUCUUAGUUGUCCAGCAAUAAUUUCCUGGAAAGACAGAUUCAUUCUAAUAUGAUCUGUACAUAUACUAGUCUUUGUGAACGUAUUUGGUGCCAUAGUCCAAUGCAUCUAGCUCUUAUUGCUUACAGAGCUAGGUGUUGCGGCUAACACAUGGAAGUGUUUCUUCAUAAUAUGCAGUUAUUAAGUAGUAUAACUUGUUGCAACCUGUAUAAACUUACAUGUAUCAAUUCAUACACGAGAGCUUGUUCCGAGCCGAAGGCAUACAUGAUAAUGCUAUACUAAUUGGAAGCUUGGUUACGGUAUUUUACAUCAGGUCUACUUGAGCAACAGAACAAGAAUGAGAAUGACUGAAGUAGAGGAACCAAAGGGUUUCAUGAAGUAAUUAUUUCACGAGAUUGCAGGCGCCACAAGACAUGGGCUGUGGGUGCCAAAUGAUCGAAGAGACCAGUCAGCAUCAUGACACUGCUGAAUCAGAUACAGACUGUGAGGUAUUCAGCACUCUAAAAUCUAUUAGCCGUUCUGUUUACAGACUGAUGUUUCAGUUGCGUGCCUGGUAUUAGUUGUCUUUUAAAUUCAUGCCGAUGCAAGAGUGGAUUUUUAAAGUCUACAAAUUGAAAUUUCUUAAUUUUUUAUCUGGUAGAAUUGACAUACAAAUAUGGAUUAGGAAACUGUAUACAUAUGUCUACGGGACACUUGCAUGUUAAUGAAGUAGUGAGUAUUGAGUAGUGACUGGAAUUCACCCAGUAUUGCUGUUCCUCCGGGCCAUAUUUUUCCUACUGUUUAUGAAGACAAGAGAUUUAUGCUGCAUGCAUGGGUGUAUACUGAAUCCUAGACAUGUCCAAAGAGAGUCGCACACAAAUCCAUCUACUAGUAACUGUACAGCCACUGUUCUUCUUUCAUGUACAGAUUGAAUAUAGAAUGUGGGGCAAAACUAAUAAACCAAUAUAUAUUUUGGUAGUUCAAGUAACAUGGCCUGUGUGCUUUCUUCUGACAGUACUGGCCUCCAAGUCGUCUCUCGCGCCAGCAUUUCUUCUCAUGUUGUUCAAAGUUCCCUCCCACUUGCAGCGGCGAUGCACGAGUAGCAUAACACUCACACAAGCUCCUCAGUCACGGUCGAGGCAGUCAGGCUCGUCGAGGAUCACUGACGAGCAAAUCAGCGACCUUGUCUCCAAGUUGCAGGACCUCCUCCCUGAAGCGCGCCUCCGGGGCAAUGACAGAGUGCCAUCUUCAAGAGUGCUGCAGGAGACGUGCAGCUACAUCAGGAGCUUGCACCGGGAGGUCGACGACCUGAGCGAGAGGCUGUCUGAGCUGCUGGCGACGUCGGACAUGAGCACCGCACAGGCGGCUGUCAUCCGCAGCCUUCUGAUGUAGUGAGAGAGAGAUGGUCCUCGUCCUCGCCACUGUUCUUGCCGAGCGCACAACCCCGAGUUUGAAGUUUGUAGCUUAGAGCGUGAUCACUUAAUCUAGCGCCGGCGUUGCCAUGUUACCUAAUUCGUGUCUACGUGGAUACAUGCUGCUAUCGUGUCAUCAUUGUUAAUCAGGCCCAUCUUUUUCGUGUACUUAAUCGUCAU